This is a messenger RNA of Dendrobium catenatum, 1715 nucleotides long. RefSeq names its product 2-(3-amino-3-carboxypropyl)histidine synthase subunit 1. Gene Ontology annotation, biological process: protein histidyl modification to diphthamide. The transcript is spliced from 2 exons. Gene Ontology annotation, molecular function: 2-(3-amino-3-carboxypropyl)histidine synthase activity. The record is from RefSeq and is a predicted model, not a curated record. The coding region runs from base 27 to 1412 and encodes 461 amino acids. NCBI's taxonomy places the organism in Eukaryota, Viridiplantae, Streptophyta, Magnoliopsida, Asparagales, Orchidaceae.
UUACACGAUCUUUUAGGCCGGCGAUCAUGGAGAUGGACAACGGCUGCUCCAUCUCCACUCUUUCCCUCACCACCCAACCAAACCCUAACCCUAAUUUCUCACAGCACCGAAAGACUAUUCCAAAGCGUUUUGUGAAGAAUCAAAUUCCUGAAUCGAUCCUCUCCAAUCCAGCCCUAAACGCCGCAAUCUCCCUCCUUCCGUCCAACUAUAACUUCGAGAUCCACAAAACCCUGCACCGCAUCUCCUCUUCCAACGUCGGCCGCAUCGCUCUCCAGCUCCCCGACGGCCUCCUCAUGUACUCCCUUCCCCUCGCGGACAUCCUUCGCUCCUUCUCUUCGACCACCGACGUCAUCAUCCUCGCCGAACCCACCUACGGCGCCUGCUGCCUCGAUGACUACGCCGCCUCCGCUCUCUCCGCAGACCUUCUCGUGCAUUACGGUCACUCCUGCCUCGUUCCCGUCACCUCCUCCCGUCUCCCAGUCCUCUACGUCUUCGUUGACAUCCGUAUUGAUGUCCCCCGCUUAGCUUCCUCUGUAAAAUCCUCUUUAGCUUCUCCACAACGCCUCGCUCUUGCUGGCACAGUGCAGUUCGUCGCCGCUAUCCACGCGGCUAAACCGCUUCUCGAGGCCGAGGGAUACAACGUCUUCGUUCCGCAGACGAAGCCUUUGUCCCCUGGCGAGGUACUUGGUUGCACCGCGCCGACCAUACCGAAGAGCUAUGGAAUCGACAGUGUCGUGUUCGUUGCUGACGGAAGGUUCCACCUUGAGGCUUUCAUGAUUGCGAAUCCGGGAAUUCCAGCUUACCGAUAUGAUCCCUACAUUGGCGUGCUCGUUUUGGAGGAGUAUGAUCACGGGGGGAUGAAGAAAGCCAGGAAAGACUCCAUCCAUGCGGCCAGGGAGGCCAGGAACUGGGGAAUUGUUCUUGGGACUCUCGGUAGGCAGGGAAACACGAAUGUUUUGAACCGGGUUGUAGAGAAAAUGGAAGAGAAGGAGUUGGACUACACGGUGGUUUUGAUGUCAGAGAUAUCACCUGCACGUAUAGAGCUUUUUGGGGAUAGUGUGGAUGCUUGGGUGCAGAUUGCAUGUCCUCGGCUAUCAAUUGAUUGGGGCGAGGGAUUUUCAAAGCCUCUGCUUACCACAUUUGAGUUGGAGAUUGCUUUGGGUUAUGUCCCUGGAUGGUGGGAGAAGGAAAGAAGAGCAGGAGCAAGGAAUACACUAGGCUAUCAACAAGGCUGUAGAAAGAAACAAAGUUGCUCUGGCCCAGGUUGCUCCCAGAGCAGUGAUUCUUGUUGUGGUUCUGAUGAUGAAGGGAUAGAUUAUCCCAUGGAUUAUUAUGCGCAGGAUGGAGGAGACUGGAAUAGCUCUUAUGCCGAGAGGAAAACUAUUUCUAGUGAGGCUAAGCACCGCAAUUGAGCAGGACAAAGAGUUGCAGAUGGUGAACCAAGCUUCCAGUUUGUCGCUUGAUAUCUUCGUUAGUAAUGAGUAAAGUUCAGGAGGUGGUGUGAACUUCAUAGAAGAACAAGAGAAAGAAUGGAUUUACUGACCUUUGCAGCAGUCUCCUGGCUUCAGGAUUGGGUUUAGGGUUUAAGCACAGUAAUGUUAUUUUUUAGCUAUAAUUUAUAUACUUUUCUAUACUUCUGAUGUCUUCAAUAUUUUCAUUGAAUUAUAGUGAUUUGUAAGUGACAUUUAAUAAAUUUGUCCUAAUUUUUUUUUUUU